Candidula unifasciata is the source of this 770-nucleotide messenger RNA. The record is from the annotation of a GenBank genome assembly. NCBI's taxonomy places the organism in Eukaryota, Metazoa, Mollusca, Gastropoda, Stylommatophora, Geomitridae.
AUGCCAAAGCGAUGCAAUCCUUUCGGAGAUAAUUUAAGUCCCCAACUAAAGAUCCAUGUGCGGGAGAAGGAAGUAAACAGAGGAGUGAAUCACCAGACACAGAUGCAGUCAGUUUAUGACAGAACACAGGAGCUGCUGUUUGCUGGAAUGAAGGAGAUGCGGGACAGACAUCUACCUCUCGAUGUCAAUGAGAAUUGUCUGCCCCGUAUCGAAGUCGACAAAGCCGAGAAACUGGACCGGAAGCAGAUGCAUUUAAACAAAAGUUGCCAGUUAGUAGAUUCACCAGCUCUAAUGGACAUGGAUACAGACUCUAACAGUUGCCAGGACUCCAUGUUGCAGCACCCACUGACCCAUAACUUGGAGACCAGUAUAACUGAUGCUGUUGGAGCACAUGCUCCUGAAAGCUGCAGCUUGGUCUUACCAUCCUUUGGGAAAAGCUUUGUUAGAAGUCCUGCUGAAUAUAGUCCUAUGUGCGUUCAUUCACCAGUUUCGUCAUCAUCAUCAUCAUCACCAUUAUGCCUGGGGCCUGUACGUGGUGCUUCAGCUUUGAGUACAAGUAAUGCUUUUUCCUUCAUGAAACAGGCAAAUUUACAGAAGGAUCCAGUUAUAGAAGCCAGUGUGAUACAUAAUGCAUGCCCUAACUGCAGGCAGUCUGUCAAAGCCCAGGAUGUUGCCAGGUGCCAGUUUUGCGAGAAGAGCGUCUGCUGUGCCUGUUUACGGCAGUGUGCUGGUUGCCUUCUAUGUUUCUGUCAGUUGUGUUCGGUGGUGAA